Dibothriocephalus latus is the source of this 201-nucleotide messenger RNA. NCBI's taxonomy places the organism in Eukaryota, Metazoa, Platyhelminthes, Cestoda, Diphyllobothriidea, Diphyllobothriidae. The record is from the annotation of a GenBank genome assembly.
AUGCUGAGUGUCCCCUACAUUGAGACCAGUGCGCUGGAUGGAACCAAUGUCUCCAAAGCCGUGGACAUGCUUCUAGAUCUGGUUAUGAAGCGAAUAGAAGCCUCAGUGACCAAAUCACGAAUCCACAAAGCCUGCGUGGAUGAUAAGAAUACAGUGAAGCUCGACAACAAACAGAAACAAGAAAAGAAGUGCGCAUGUUGA